AUGGAUCACCCCGGAGGCAGUUUUGCCUCGCCAUGGGCUGCAGUGUUAAAUCAUCAUUCAAUGUCGGGCAUCGAUCAUUCGGGAUUCGCUUCCCAUCCAUCGACACAUUCGCAUCAUUCAGCGCAUCAUGGCAUGGCCAUGAAUUUACACAUGCCACAAAGUUAUUCGUAUUUCAGAUAUCGCGACGAUCCGUUUUGCUGGACUGAUAGAAAACCAUCGCUUGAAGAGGUGAAUCCGCAUGCAGCUUCCGUUAAUGCGAGAAUCCUUGAACAGCGAAAGGAGAAAAGUCGAGAUGCUGCAAGAUCGAGACGCGGCAAAGAAAAUUACGAAUUUUAUGAGUUGGCGAAGAUGUUACCGCUUCCCGCUGCGAUAACGAGUCAACUAGAUAAAGCAUCGAUCAUAAGACUGACAAUUAGUUACCUAAAGUUACGGGAUUUCUCGAGUCAGGGAGAUCCGCCAUGGAAUCGUGAACAAUCAUCAGCGAGCAAGAUUCUGAAAUCUGCUUCUAAUAGACGAACCGCAGCUGGACUUGCCCUUGAUAUGUUUGAGCAACAUCAAGGCACGCACAUUCUUCAGAGCUUAGAUGGAUUUGCGUUGUCGGUAGCGGCUGACGGGCGAUUUUUGUACAUUUCGGAAACAGUAUCGAUAUAUUUGGGAUUGUCGCAGGUCGAAAUGACGGGAAGUUCGAUAUUCGAUUAUGUGCAUCAUCAAGAUCAUGCGGAAAUUGCCGAGCAAUUGGGAUUGAGUUUGAGUGCGACAGCAGGAAUGGCGUCGCCUGCUUCAGGGCAUUCGGAGGAAAGUAGUUCGCAUGGCACGAAUAAUCCGGAUGUUUCAUCCAUCAUGAAUUUAUCGUCGAGCGUGUACAAGGGAUACGAUCGUGCUUUUUGCAUACGCAUGAAAUCGACACUCACGAAACGUGGAUGUCACUUCAAGUCAUCGGGAUAUCGAGUUGUGCUGAUUUUGUGUCGUUUACGUCCGCAAUACACUUUUUCGCAUAACAAGAAGCAAGUUCCUCCGUUAUUGGGCAUGGUUGGUUUAGCGAUUGCCUUGCCGCCUCCAUCUGUGCACGAAAUUCGACUCGAUUGCGAUAUGUUUGUGUCACGGAUUAAUUUUGACUUUAAAAUUGUGCAUUGUGAGCCAAAAGUUCAAGACUUACUUGAUUAUACGCCUGAUGAACUAAUUGGCAGAAAUUUGUAUACUUUGUGUCACGGAGAGGAAGUUAACAAGCUGCGAAAGUCACAUUUAGACCUUAUCAACAAAGGUCAAGUUUUGACGCAUUAUUAUCGCGUAAUGAACAAACACGGAGGCUAUACAUGGAUUCAAACGUGUGCUACUGUCGUUUGUAACUCCAAAAAUGCCGAAGAACAAAACAUAAUUUGUGUCAACUAUGUCGUGAGUGGCAAAGAAAACGUUAAUUUAGUCUUGGAUUGUUGUCAGUACGAACCUGUGAAGCAAGAAGACAAAGAAGCUGUUCUCGCAAAGGAAAAUGGCAUCAAAGAAGUCUCUGCGGAUUCGUCUCCGAGCAGUAAUAACAACAACAAUGCCAAAAUUAGUAAAAAAGAAGACUUACCUCGAACAGGAAGGAUGAAAGCUGCUGAGCUAAAAGCAUCUCUCGUUGCUGCGGUUGAAGAAGAUGCCGUUUUGAACCAAGAUGAGCCUCUUCCCAAACCUCCAAGUACUCGGGGACGCAAACGAAAGAACAAAAACACGGAAAAAGAUGCGAGUGUCGAUCAUGCUUUGACGUCAAUUCCAACGCCUGAACCGCCAUCCAAGAUCUCGCGCGUUAAUUGUGACGAUAGCAACAAACAGGAUGGAAAUACAACGGUAAAGAAUUUGGAAAAUGCGAUGUCGAAACACCUCAAUACGACGACAGACUUUAGUACGGAUGCUCUUUUGAACAAGCAACAAGACACAAAACCCCUUUCGCCCGUGCAUUGGUCCGGGCAUAACUCGCAUUUUUAUCAACCAACGCCUGUACCUGCCACAGCUCUUUUGCAACAAUUGUAUGCGAAUCGCGAAAGUGUGAUACGGGCAACGACGAGACCAUCGCCGAAUGGAAUGUAUCCAGUUGAUGGCGACUAUCAACAUCAUCACGAUGCCCAAUACUCUCAUCAUUCAACUGCUCAUUUAGUUUCGUCUUACGGCGCAUAUCAAUCGCCCACGACAAACCCAACGACAGACUAUCACGUUCAAAGUGCAAUGACUCCUCCGAGCUCCGUGUCUCCGCGCGAUUCGACAAUUUCGCACAAUAACAGUUACAACACUCAUUUGCCCGGCGACGCCUCAAGUAAUGGAAGUCCCGGCGUUAUCGGGGUACGUUGCAAUCGUAGCUUAUAG
Messenger RNA from Culicoides brevitarsis, 2337 nucleotides. RefSeq names its product protein trachealess-like. Gene Ontology annotation, biological process: regulation of transcription by RNA polymerase II. The record is from RefSeq and is a predicted model, not a curated record. Gene Ontology annotation, molecular function: RNA polymerase II transcription regulatory region sequence-specific DNA binding; protein dimerization activity; DNA-binding transcription factor activity, RNA polymerase II-specific. Lineage: Eukaryota; Metazoa; Arthropoda; Insecta; Diptera; Ceratopogonidae. The coding region runs from base 1 to 2337 and encodes 778 amino acids. The transcript is spliced from 9 exons.